AUGAUUCGUAAUAAACAGUAUCCAUAUUGUCAUAUUCCUACAAUUAAAACUUCCGAUGGAACAAUAAUUCCAUCCAAUGAAUUUCUUCAUCGUAUGACAACAUCACAAUCAACAGGAAGAUUUAGCGAACAAAAGCAAUCACAUGUCUAUUGGCCAUUUCAUCAAUAUUCUGCUCAUCGAGAUCUUCGUUUGCCAUUUCUUUUUCCAUAUACUUUACAGACAAUUUCAUCAAAUGGAACAUUAAAAUCUGUUGAUGAAAGAAAUUAUUCAAUAUCAAAUUUAAAUCAUCACCAUCAAAAGAAACCUAUUCAACCAAUUAGUUCUGAAAAAUCUUCAUCAAAUUCCAAUAUAAAUAAUUCAACGCAAUUAAAUUUUUCUAUUGAAAGAAUUUUAGGUGAAAAACCUUUACCAAAAACAACAACAGUAUCAUCAUCAUCAUCAUCUACAACAACAACAACAACAAUAAAUACAACUGUAGUUCAUGGUCGUGGUCAUAAAUCUUUACCAUAUCCAUUACGAAAAGAAAAUGGAAAAAUUAUUUAUGAAUGUGUACAAUGUCAUAAAACAUUUAGUCAACUAUCAAAUCUUAAAGUACAUUUAAGAACACAUACAAAUGAACGACCAUUUGUAUGUACACAAUGUCCGAAAUCAUUUACACAAUUUGCUCAUCUUCAAAAACAUACACUUGUUCAUUCAGGUGAACGACCACAUUCAUGUCCAUAUUGUCCAAAACGAUUUUCAUCAACAUCAAAUUUAAAAACACAUCUUCGUUUACAUACUGGAGAUAAACCAUAUUUAUGUCCAAAUCAUUCAUGUUCAGCACGUUUUACACAACUUGUUCAUUUAAAAUUACAUAAAAAAACACAUUUAGAUGAACAAAUUAUAUCAUCAAAUUCAUCAUCAUCAUCGUCAUCAUCAUCAGCAUCAACUAAUAUUAAUUUUAAUUCAAUCUUAUAA
Adineta steineri is the source of this 957-nucleotide messenger RNA. Lineage: Eukaryota; Metazoa; Rotifera; Eurotatoria; Adinetida; Adinetidae. The record is from the annotation of a GenBank genome assembly.